AUGUUGUCAAGGUGGAUGUUCCUGCUCUGGGCGAGCAGCGCUCUUUGUGAGUUGCGGUUGGACCCCCUGGUGGAUACCAAGCAGGGUUUGAUCAAGGGUUUGAGGGCUGAUGAUGGAGACUAUUCCAUGUUUCUUGGAAUACCGUAUGGGAGGGUGGAUACGGAGAAUCCUUUUGGAGAAUCCAAACCUUACCCAAAAUUCGAAACUGCCUUCGAAGCGUAUGACGAUUCGGCAAUAUGCCCUCAAGUUGAGGAAUUCAACAAUACAAUCGUUGGUAACUUGGACUGCCUACAUUUGAACGUAUACGUGCCACACAGUGCUACAUCUAGAAACAAGCUACCAGUGCUGGUUUGGAUUUAUGGUGGAGGCUUCAGAAUAGGAUUUGCUGGCCGAUACCUAUAUGGCCCAAAAUAUUUAGUCAGGCACGAUGUCAUUUUGGUCACGUUAAACUACAGGCUGGGUCCGUAUGGUUUUAUGUGCUUGGAUCUACCGGAGGUACCUGGGAACCAGGGAUUAAAAGACCAAGCAUUAGCUCUGAAAUGGGUUAAGGAGAAUAUCGAGGAGUUUGGAGGUAACAGCAACAAAAUAACGAUUUUCGGAGAAAGCGCCGGUGCUGCAUCAGUUGAAUUCCACCUCCUAUCUAACCAAGAAAAGCUAUACCACCAAGCAAUCUUGCACAGCGGCUCAGUUUUCGGCACAUGGGUUUUUAAAGAAUCUGACAAUACCGUCCCUUCAAAGAUAGCCAAGCAAUUAGGCUUUGAAACAAACAAUGUUUAUGAAGCAUUAGAUUUUCUUAAAACCGUUGAUGAGAAAUUGGUAAUCGCAGCAAGCACUGAACUAUCUCUCUAUCAACAUCCGUGUGUAGAAAAGGAGUUCGAAAAUGUUGAUCGCUUUAUACACACACAUCCAAUAAACAUUGACGUUGUAGCAAAGGCAAAAGGCAUGCCCAUUCUAACAGGAUUCAACAGUCAAGAGGAAUUAAUGGCAUAUGCUACAUUACCAGAUAAAGAUUAUGAAAAAUUGAAUCCUUUUGAUGAUAUACUAUCUUUAGUUUUUGAUAUGGACCAGUUGAAAGGAUUAGAUUUAGUGCGUCAUUUUUAUAUAGGAGAUGAUAAAAUUACUUCAGAUGUUAAGUGGGAUUUGAUCAACUUCAAUUCUGAUAUUCGCUUUAACUAUGGAAUAACAAGAAGUCUAGAGCGGUUCCUCAAAAAUGGUGCUAAUGUCUACAACUAUUUGUUUUCGUAUGAGGGUGGCAGAAAUUUUGUCAAGAGAAGAUUUAAUGUGACAGAGGGUGAGGCAGCCCAUGCUGAUGAAUUGGGGUAUUUAUUUGAUGUAAGCUUUUUUGAUGUCAUGAGCGAAGAUGAUCAAUUGGUGAUCGAUAGAAUGACAACGAUGUGGACGAAUUUUGUUAAGUACGGAAACCCUACACCAGAGGUGACCGAUCUUUUGCCCGUCUCAUGGCCUGCAGUCACUAAGGACUCCCACAACUAUUUCAAUAUAGACAAAGAAUUGACAACUGGGAAUAGACCCUUCACACACAGAAUGUCGUUCUGGGAGCUCUUCUAUACAUUAAAUGAAAAGGCAAUCAAGGGAUACGUUGACAAAGUGUAG
This is a messenger RNA of Pieris macdunnoughi, 1611 nucleotides long. NCBI's taxonomy places the organism in Eukaryota, Metazoa, Arthropoda, Insecta, Lepidoptera, Pieridae. The record is from the annotation of a GenBank genome assembly.